AUGUCGGAUAAUCAGGAGCGGAACAAGAAGCUUGUUGGGCAGCUCAAGGGGAAACUCUGGUUCUGCAUUGAACAGCACGUGAAACGUGAGCUCCCACUGGGAGUGACUUUCACGCCCAAGUUCAUCAACGCACUAGUCGAGCUGUGCUUCGCACAGCUCACAGACCUGGGCGCGGAUCUGGAGGCAUUCGCAAGACACGCCGGCAGAGAGACUAUAGUAAGCGACGACUUCAUGCUGCGGUUGCGCAAGAAUCCAGAUCUACAACAAUUCCUCCGCGAGGAACUGGCCACGACCAAGACCGCGCAACCUGCGCGCUCAAGCGCGCGCAAGUAG
Eremothecium cymbalariae DBVPG#7215 is the source of this 333-nucleotide messenger RNA. It is a transcript of the gene MHF1, whose product is annotated as Mhf1p. Gene Ontology annotation, cellular component: FANCM-MHF complex; Fanconi anaemia nuclear complex. The record is from RefSeq and is a predicted model, not a curated record. Bases 1 to 333 code for a protein of 110 amino acids. Lineage: Eukaryota; Fungi; Ascomycota; Saccharomycetes; Saccharomycetales; Saccharomycetaceae. Gene Ontology annotation, biological process: replication fork processing; resolution of meiotic recombination intermediates. The transcript has a single exon. Gene Ontology annotation, molecular function: chromatin binding; protein heterodimerization activity.